Entelurus aequoreus (snake pipefish) is the source of this 6376-nucleotide messenger RNA. RefSeq names its product sirtuin 4 (gene sirt4). Gene Ontology annotation, molecular function: NAD+ binding; NAD-dependent protein lysine deacetylase activity. Lineage: Eukaryota; Metazoa; Chordata; Actinopteri; Syngnathiformes; Syngnathidae. The coding region runs from base 131 to 1057 and encodes 308 amino acids. The record is from RefSeq and is a predicted model, not a curated record. The transcript has 4 exons.
CUUCAAUGUCAUUUGACAACCACGAAAUAGUUCGACAAGUUACUAAACUAACGACUAACACACUCCAGCAGGUUCAUUGUGAGGCAUUUUGAAUACAUUCUCCUGCUGAAGCCUUCUGUACAGUAACAAGAUGAGACUGCUCUGCACGGUCAGCGCAGUGCACUCAGCAUCUUCAAGGCGGGCAUCUUCAGCCCCUGCAGGGAUGUUUGUCCCUGCCUGCAGCUCUAUAGACUCACAUUCCCUGCAGCUGCUCCAGGACUUCGUCUCCCGCACCUCACGCCUGUUUGCCAUCAGCGGCGCCGGUCUCUCCACGGAGUCCGGCAUCCCAGAUUACCGCUCGGAAGGCGUGGGCCUGUACGCCCGCACUGACCGGCGGCCGAUGCAACAUGCGGAGUUCGUCCGCAGCGCUUCGUCCCGUCAGCGCUACUGGGCGAGGAACUUCCUGGGGUGGCCGCAGUUCUCUUCCCAUCAGCCCAACAGGGCGCACAAGGCUCUGCGGCACUGGGAGGAGCAGGGGAAACUGCACUGGUUGGUCACCCAGAAUGUGGACGCUCUUCAUUCAAAGGCAGGCCAGGAAAGGCUCACUGAGCUCCACGGAUGUGCCCACAGGGUUGUGUGUUUGGGCUGUGGCGACAUCUCGGCCAGAGAGGAGCUCCAGAGACGAUUCGUAGCGCUGAACCCGGACUGGAGGGCUCAAGCCGGGGCAGCUGCUCCAGACGGGGACGUCUUCCUUGAGGACGAGCAGGCGCUACAAUUCAGAGUUCCCCCCUGCGAGGUCUGUGGAGGAAUACUGAAGCCUGAGGUGACCUUCUUUGGCGACGGGGUGAACAAAGCCACAGUGCAGUUUGUACACGACAAAUUAGCCGAGUCGGAUGCGGUGCUCGUCAUCGGGUCGUCACUACAAGUCUACUCGGGAUACAGAUUUUUACUCGCAGCCAGCGAUAAGAAAAUGCCGGUUGCCAUCGUGAACAUCGGGCCCACCAGAGCAGACCACUUGGCCGAGAUGAAGGUGAGAGGACGGUGUGGGGAAGUGCUGUCGACCAUUCGACCUCUCUGAUGGUAAUGGACAUGAAGCAUGGACACACUGUCUUCAAACGCUAAACUACCUCAUCUACAACACCAGCAUGCAGCAUUAGCUACACCUGCAUCAUAUAGUAGGGGGGUCCAAACUUUUUCAAGGGAGAGCCACACACUAGAGGUGGGUAGAAAAGUAGUACAAACUAAAUACAAAAAAUUGUACUCCAUCCGGGCAGCACGGUAGAACAGGGGUUAGUGCAUGUGCUUCACAAUACGAAGGUCCUGAGUAGUCCUGGGUUCAAUCCCGGGCUCGAGAUCUUUCUGUGUGGAGUUUGCAUGUUCUCCCCCGUGACUGCAUGGCUUCCUCCCACCUCCAAAGACAUGCACCUGGGGAUAGGUUGAUUGGCAACACUAAAUUGGCCCUUGUGUGUGAAUGUGAGUGUGAAUGUUGUCUGUCUAUCUGUGUUGGCCCUGUGAGGAGGUGGCGACUUGUCCAGGGUGUACCCCACCUUCCGCCCGAAUGCAGCUGAGAUAGGCUCCAGCACCCCCCGCGACCCCAAACGGGACAAGAGGUAGAAAAUGGAUGGAAGGAUGGAUGUACUCCAUCCAUACAUCCAUUUUCUACCGCUUGUCCCUUUCAGUACUUAUGUAAGAAUAUAAUUACUGUAGGGCGAGGUGUCCAAAGUGCGGCCCGCAGAUAAUUGUUUACCGGCCCGCCACACAUUCUGGAAAUACUAUUGUAAAAAUAAAAAAGAACAUUAAAAAAAGUGCAAUGAGUUGAAAUCUAACGAGAAAAAGUUGCAAUGUUGACACAAAAGCUGCCAUGCAGGCUGUUUUUUUUUCUUUUGUCUUUCUUUAUUUUUCUUUUUUUGCCAUUGCUCAAAAAAAAAAAAUAAUGACAAAAAAUCCAUGUUAUAAUGAAUUAUUUUCAGGGCUCCAAUUACUUCAAAUAUUUCACUUUAAUAUGUUUUUUGUGGUAAAUAUUGCAUAUAUUGUGUAGUAGCCAUAUAAAAAUAUCAAAGUUUUCUUUGGACGGCGUGGCGAAGUUGGUAGAGUGGCCGUGCCAGCAAUCGGAGGGUUGCUGGUUACUGGGGUUCAAUCCCCACCUUCUACCAUCCUAGUCACGUCCGUUGUGUCCUUGGGCAAGACACUUCACCCUUGCUCCUGAUGGCUGCUGGUUAGCGCCUUGCAUGCCAGCUCCCUCAAUCAGUGUGUGAAUGUGUGUGUGAAUGGGUGAAUGUGGAAAUACUGUCAAAGCGCUUUGAGUACCUUGAAGGUAUAAAAGCGCUAUACAAGUAUAACCCAUUUACCAUUUGACAAAAGCGCAUAAAACAAACAAAAUAAUUGUUCCAGCAUAAAAUCGACAGAUAUAUCUGAAGUUGAUCUCGUAACUUAAGUGUCGAAAGUAAAAGAAAAACCUAAUAAAAAUGUAUCACUUUAUGAGUGGGGCACCUUUUGGAUCCCAAAUAUAUUUAGUGAUUUUUUUAUUUAUCUUUUCACUGUGAUUACUCAAAAAUAUGAAAUAAUUAAUAUCAAUGGUGUUCUGCAUUAUUGAUCUUUUAGGGCUCUAAUGACUAAAUACUACAUAUUUCAGUUUUACUAUAAAAAACUAAGUUGUUUUUGACAAAAAAGCCAUAAAACAUUUUUUUAAAUUUGUAUUACUUUAUAUCAACUUGAAGUUGAUAUAGAUAUUUACUGUAUGCGUUAAAUAAUUUAAAAAAAAUAAUAAUCUGACUUAUUUUUAACAUUUUAAUGACUGAGACCCUUUAUGGUCCCCGGGACCCCUAAAGGUAAAAUAAAUAAAAAAUCCAUAUAUUUUGUUAUGGUUUGAAAAUGAAAAAUAUCAAAAUGGCCCCCACAUGCUUUAAUUUUUCCGUGUGCGGCCCUCAGUGGAAAAAGUUUGGACACCCCUGCUGUAGGGGAUAGGUGUUAAUGUGCUCAUUUAAAGGAGUCUACUACAUUAUUGUUUGUGGUCCACCACAUUAUUUAGAAACAUGGCCAGUACGCAUAGUAUGCCUGUAUAAAGAUCAUACGUCAAGUUUUGAGAGUUAUUACAACAGCACAGCAUUAUGAGUUGUUUAUGUUUACUCUGUUUGACAAGAAACCCCUACCGAUGUUACGCAGAAUUAUUGCGGGUGUACCUAAUGUUGUGGCCACAACGCUGUUAAUACAUUGAUUACUAUUAUCUUACAGUGGGUUCCUAAAGUACUGUGUGUAGCAAUAUCUCUGUACUGUAUGUGCAACCCAAAUAGUUAAAUGACUUAAAAGUUUUAAUUAUGUAAACUAAGUAUAUGUGUGCUUUUCUUGCUCUUACACAUCAGGGCUCCAAAAUAAUGGAAACUUUAUUUUCUGACAAGGUCCACCAAAUAUAGUGUAAAUGUUGCUGAACAUCAGAGCAUCCGGCAUGGAGUUGAACUCCUUUAAAUCAAGUCCACUAUUUGGUGCUAUUUGCAAUUAGCGUGUUAGUUGUCAGGUAGCAAUUCAUGUGCUAGUUAUCAGCUAGCGAUUAGCACACUAAUUUUUAUUUAGCAACUAGUUAGCUAUUAAUGAAACUAUACUGUAUAACUUUAAUAUCUUAGUAUUGCACAUUAACAAGGUACCAUUAAGACCAGUUUAAUUUAAAACAAUUUUAUACAAGUAUGGGGUCCCAGCUUCAUGAGCUUGAGGGUCCUUGGCCUGGUAAAUGGUGAAGACCCCUGCUCUUUAUCAUAAACAAAUACAUCUUUUGCAUUGGUUGCCCCUUUCCUCUGGGAUAUCCAGUUAAAAUACAUCCAUUCACCAAAAAGCAGUUUGGUAAAAUUAAUAUGAUGAAUAUAUUUUAUUUCUUAUCUUGUGAUCAGUGGUUGCUUGGCAACCCUUUUUCAACCUUCUCGAAAGCUGAAGUGUUGCAUUAAUAAACAAAGAAAAAAUGAGCUUCUUGGACAUUUUAUUGGGAGUCAUGAAUUCAAGGUAAUGAUGAGUCACAAACAGACUGAAGGUAAAGUGACUACAGACUGACAAACAGUGAGGUCUUUGAGGACAUUUUGCUUCUGGAAUCGCUCUUGAAGGCCAAGCUUCCAGUCCUCCAGAUUUGACUGUAUCUCAUUCUGCACGACGGUGGGGAUGCUAAACGAGUACAAGCAACAUUUGUGGCUGGUGGAAUCUACUCGCCAUGUUGCGUGCACUGUGGUCACCAUCAGGGGGGUCAUAGAGAGGCAGUUCUCAAAGCUCUUUGUCUGAUCGAACCAGUAGGUGACGGGGUAGCCCAGUAAGAGUCCAAAGACCGUGCUUAGGUUCCACUCAUCUGACCUUUCUGCCACAUAUGGAACUUUAUCUGCUGUGUCUAACCCUCUGAGAAGAUCAAGCAGAUCUUGUGCGAUGCUCUUCAGCCCUCCUCCGACUGGAUCAACAACAGUGGGUUUCUCCAGCGAGAGGCAGACGUCAAUCACCACGGGUCCGCCAUUUUGAAGCACCUGGGCCAGAUUGUAGCGGACUACACGUGGAUUAACAAUGAGGCUGUUACCAUUCAAGUCCAAUAUGACCAGCGAUUCGGACACGAGUUGAGACGACUGACACAAGCGCAAAUACUGAUGCACUUGCUCUGCACUGGCACUGUUGGCGUCAUAGAGCAGCGCCGGUUUCACUGCCUGAUCAACAGCUGAGAGCUGAGCAGCCACGUCAAGACUCUGAGAAAGUGACAGACAUUUCCUUUUGGUGGACAAACAUUUUCGAGCUGCAGCUACAAAGACCUCCUGAGUCUGCAUAGCUUGAUUAAAUGGAUUCUUCUUUCUAUGUGUUACAGGGCAUAUACAUACUUAACAGUCAAAAGGAACUUGAUUUAUUGCAAAAACAAAAAAAACAAUAACGAAAGAUGAUACAUUUCAAACUAGGAUUAACCACAAACAAGUCUUCAAAUAUCAUGCAUCUUCUUUCUUCUUUAAGACACCUACGGAAACAAAACACUUCAAUAAAAGGUGCCAAUCAUUUCAUCAUCAUACAGGCGGUCCUCGUGUUACGUUCUGAUGUUUCAUGGUUGCUUACACUCCUGUAAAAAAUAAAAAAUCGUACCAAAAAAUAGAACUAGUUGCGCACGUGAUUGAGGAAGGACGUCACUUGUUCUGAUGGCAGUGUGUCAAUGAAAAGUUAGGUGAAAUUGGGAAAAUGCCGACCAACAUUGUUUGUAUUCUUGGUCUACGCUGCUCUAAAACCGCGACCAUAAUGACAGAUAAACAUGGUAAUCCUAUGAAACUAAGCAGAAACACACCUUUAAGUGUGCAAAACAACCGCAGGACUGAAAGUAUAUUGGCUUUGCUUUCAUUUAAUUUUGUAUUUAAUCUUAUAAUUAUUAUAUUUCAUGGAUCCUUCACAUACUCUGUGCCUGAUUUCAUUUAAUUUUGUAUUUAUUUCUUAUAAUUAUAUUUCCUGGAUCUUUCACAUACUCUGUGCUUGAUUUAAGUGUUUAUUUAGUUAUAAUGCUGUGUUAAAUUUUAAUUGUUUUACUCUGAAAGUCCUCACCAGACCCAAGUUGUUUUUCAAAGAUGGCUGCUAUGAGUGUAAACAAUAAUAAAAGCCCCAUAAUAUCCAUUAGAACCAUUUCUGACGAGUGUUUGUUGCAUACGUUAUAUUGUUGGAUCUAUCUGUAGGUAAAUGCUCUUUUUUCUUGUUGUACAUGCGUACUACAUCGCUAACAGUGUAUUUGUGUUUCCUCUUGAUCCACCUUGUUUGAAGGUUGCAGAAGGACUGCAUAUUUUUCCAGAAGAUUUUUAUACUCAGACAAGGCAAGUGCAAGAAUAGGCCUUUGUGGUUGUGGCCGGCUCGAUUUCCGAACUUCGUAAUUUCAGCGCUCAGUACUCGGCUGGGACACCAUACCCAGCUCCAUAUUCCAACGAGAGAUGUGACGUUCGCAAACAAUGAUGACAUCCAAUUCGCAGUUGUAAUUUGUUUGUUUGAGAAUUGUUCUUUGUGCAAAUUUCCCACGCUGCUCUCUCAGAAUCAGAAUGAGAAACAGAUUCAAAAGCUUUAUCGGCUUUAAAUUCAUUGAAGGAGUAAUGACAUCAUUGAGUUGUCUCAGAAGGGUCUAUUCAUGUGUAGGCAGUUAACUUAGGGGAGUUUAAUAAGCACCUGAAAUUACUGUAGCCUUUUAGCCACUGUAUUUGGAAUAAGAAAAAUAUAUUAGCAACUGGAAAAGAGAACAAAAGGAACAAAUAAUUUUUUGCAUUUGGAUCGUACAAUCCGCUGGGGGUGCUGACAUGCAAGGUAAAGUGUGACUUUACAUAGUGACGUUACUGUCAAAGAAUAGGGAAAUGGAAUCAUCUCGUGGAAUGUCUAUAGUGGAAAUAAGCAAAAUUAGAUUAUAAUAAAUAAUUCUCAAUAGCGUCUA